Messenger RNA from Phaethon lepturus (White-tailed tropicbird), 5490 nucleotides. RefSeq names its product collagen, type V, alpha 1 (gene COL5A1). Gene Ontology annotation, molecular function: extracellular matrix structural constituent. The record is from RefSeq and is a predicted model, not a curated record. NCBI's taxonomy places the organism in Eukaryota, Metazoa, Chordata, Aves, Phaethontiformes, Phaethontidae. The transcript is spliced from 65 exons. The annotation marks the transcript as partial.
CUGAACCUGCAGAUCUCUUGAAGGUAUUAGAUUUUCAUAAUUUACCUGAUGGUAUAACAAAAACAACAGGGUUUUGCACAAGCAGAAGAUCUUCGAAAGAAGCAGAUGUUGCUUAUAGAGUAACAAAAGACGCUCAGCUUAGUGCACCGACAAAACAGCUGUAUCCUGCUUCCCCAUUCCCAGAGGACUUCUCCAUUCUAACCACUGUAAAAGCGAAGAAAGGAGGUCAGUCCUUCUUGAUCUCAAUUUACAAUGAGCAAGGGAUCCAGCAAAUUGGUGUGGAGAUGGGUAGAUCUCCUGUAUUCCUGUAUGAAGACCAUACAGGAAAGCCAGGCCCAGAAGACUAUCCUCUCUUUAGAGGCAUUAACCUAGCAGAUGGCAAGUGGCACAGAGUAGCUAUCAGUGUGCAGAAGAAAAAUGUCACUUUGAUUUUGGACUGUAAAAAGAAGAUAACCAAGUUCUUGGACCGAAGUGACCAUCCCAUCAUUGAUGUCAAUGGCAUUAUUGUGUUUGGAACAAGGAUAUUGGAUGAGGAAGUCUUUGAGGGCGACAUCCAGCAGCUCCUGAUCGUGGCGGACCCCCGAGCAGCCCACGAUUACUGCGAACAUUACAGCCCCGACUGCGACACCGCCGUCCCCGACUCCCCCCAGUCCCAGGACCCCAACCAGGAUGAAUAUUAUACAGAUGGGGAGGGAGAAGGUGACACCUACUACUACGAGUACCCCUACUAUGAAGAUGUUGAUGAAGCUGUAAAGCCAGAAGUACCCACCACCAAACCUGGCACUCCUGAAGUGGCUGCUGGAGAGAGACCUGAAACCAAGCAGGACUAUCCUGCCCCUACAACCUCACCUGGUGGAGGGGACGCUGGCAAGCUGACAAAAGGGGAUGCUGUGGUGGAUGACCCUCUCGUGGAUGAGUACAACUAUGAAACCAUUAACGAAGAAUACUUCACGCCUCUCCCCUAUGAAGAUGUCAACUACAACGAAGAAGUAGACCCCCAGGGCGGACUCACUGAAAACGCCGUGGAAGCUGAACUCCCCACAAGUACCGUCAUGACCUACAAUGAGACUGAUGCUGCUCAAGGAGGAGAUGAUUUGGAUAAAGAUUUCACCGAGGAAACAAUAAAAGAAUAUGAUGGAAAUUAUUACGAUAACUAUUAUGACCGAACAGUGUCUCCCGAUAUUGGCCCCGGCAUGCCUGCUAACCAGGACACUAUCUACGAAGGGAUCGGUGGCCCACGGGGCGAGAAAGGACAGAAGGGGGAGCCUGCGAUUAUUGAGCCGGGUAUGCUGGUGGAAGGCCCACCUGGUCCCGAAGGCCCAGCAGGCCUUCCAGGACCUCCAGGACCAACUGGACCCGUGGGCUUAAUGGGUGACCCUGGGGAGAGAGGACCACCUGGCCGCCCAGGUCUUCCAGGAGCAGAUGGUUUACCAGGACCACCAGGGACAAUGCUUAUGUUGCCUUUCCGCUUUAGUGGAGGAGGAGAUGCUGGCUCUAAAGGACCUCUCGUUUCGGCCCAGGAGGCCCAAGCCCAAGCCAUCCUGCAGCAGGCCAGGCUGGCGCUGAGAGGACCAGCAGGUCCAAUGGGUCUGACGGGGCGGCCGGGCCCCAUGGGACCUCCGGGCAGUGGUGGACUAAAGGGAGAAGCUGGAGAAAUGGGACCUCAGGGUCCACGAGGCAUCCAGGGUCCUCCCGGUCCGGCAGGAAAACCAGGCCGCAGGGGACGAGCUGGCAGCGACGGUGCCCGGGGCAUGCCAGGCCAGACAGGACCAAAGGGUGACCGAGGGUUUGAUGGCUUGGCUGGUUUGCCUGGUGAGAAGGGAAAUAGAGGUGAGCCAGGCCCCCAUGGACCCCCAGGGGCGCCCGGAGAGGAUGGGGAGAGGGGAGAUGAUGGAGAAGUUGGACCCAGAGGCCUACCUGGAGAACCUGGACCCCGAGGACUGCUGGGACCGAAGGGGCCACCCGGACCCCCGGGGCCACCGGGUGUGGCUGGUAUGGACGGACAAACAGGUCCCAAGGGGAAUGUGGGUCCUCAAGGUGAGCCAGGUCCCCCAGGACAGCAGGGUAACCCAGGUGCUCAGGGUCUUCCAGGUCCACAAGGCGCGAUUGGUCCCCCAGGAGAGAAAGGGCCGCUGGGCAAACCUGGUCUUCCUGGCAUGCCUGGUGCAGAUGGUCCUCCGGGUCAUCCUGGCAAGGAGGGUCCUCCUGGAGAGAAGGGCAGUCAGGGUCCACCAGGUCCUCAGGGCCCCAUCGGUUAUCCAGGACCACGCGGAGUCAAGGGAGCAGAUGGCGUUCGUGGAUUGAAAGGCACCAAAGGUGAAAAGGGAGAAGAUGGUUUCCCUGGCUUUAAAGGUGAUAUGGGCAUCAAAGGAGACCGGGGAGAAAUUGGACCUCCUGGCCCCCGAGGUGAGGAUGGUCCUGAAGGUCCCAAAGGUCGCUCUGGCCCCAAUGGAGAUCCUGGUCCUCUUGGUCCUGCUGGAGAGAAGGGAAAACUCGGCGUGCCAGGACUGCCCGGCUACCCAGGCAGGCAGGGCCCAAAGGGCUCAAUCGGCUUCCCAGGAUUUCCAGGAGCCAACGGAGAGAAGGGCACACGGGGGACACCUGGCAAGCCAGGCCCAAGGGGGCAGCGCGGUCCAACGGGUCCACGUGGGGAAAGAGGCCCUAGGGGAAGCACUGGGAAACCUGGCCCAAAGGGCAACUCUGGUGGUGAUGGCCCCCCUGGUCCUCCUGGCGAAAGGGGACCUCCAGGGCCUCAAGGACCGACUGGAUUUCCUGGACCAAAAGGCCCCCCUGGUCCUCCUGGGAAGGAUGGAUUGCCUGGUCACCCCGGACAGAGAGGAGAAACAGGUUUCCAAGGCAAGACCGGCCCUCCAGGACCCCCUGGUGUCGUAGGCCCUCAGGGUCCAACUGGUGAAACUGGACCAAUGGGUGAGCGAGGACAUCCAGGCCCUCCAGGUCCCCCAGGUGAACAAGGUCUUCCUGGCCUCACUGGAAAAGAAGGGACCAAGGGAGACCCUGGUCCUGCCGGCCUCCCAGGGAAGGAUGGUCCCCCGGGCUUGCGAGGCUUCCCCGGAGAGAGAGGUCUUCCUGGCCCCAUUGGUGCUCCAGGGCUGAAAGGCAACGAAGGUCCCCCAGGCCCUCCAGGUCCAGCAGGCUCUCCCGGUGAGCGCGGUCCUGCGGGAUCAGCUGGCCCGAUAGGCUUGCCAGGGAGACCUGGCCCCCAGGGACCUCCAGGACCCGCAGGUGAAAAGGGAGCCCCAGGCGAGAAGGGUCCUCAAGGACCGGCUGGCCGGGAUGGCAUCCAGGGCCCAGUGGGACUACCAGGUCCAGCAGGUCCCGUCGGCCCUCCCGGAGAGGAUGGAGACAAGGGCGAGAUCGGGGAGCCUGGCCAGAAGGGCAGCAAGGGUGACAAAGGGGAGCAGGGUCCACCAGGUCCUACUGGCCCACAGGGUCCAAUUGGUCAGCCUGGCCCAGCUGGUGCCGAUGGAGAGCCAGGUCCCAGAGGACAGCAAGGCCUCUUUGGUCAGAAAGGUGAUGAAGGACCCCGAGGUUUCCCUGGUCCCCCUGGCCCAGUGGGCUUGCAGGGCUUGCCUGGGCCACCUGGUGAGAAGGGAGAAACAGGUGAUGUUGGGCAAAUGGGUCCGCCCGGCCCACCUGGACCCAGAGGUCCAUCUGGACCACCAGGAGCAGAUGGUCCACAGGGUCCUCCUGGGGGAAUAGGAAAUCCUGGUGCAGUAGGAGAGAAGGGUGAACCUGGUGAAUCUGGUGAGCCUGGUCUUCCCGGCGAGGUUGGCCUCCCGGGUCCUAAAGGUGAAAGAGGUGAAAAGGGUGAAGCAGGUCCCUCUGGUGCUGCUGGUCCACCUGGCCCUAAAGGUCCACCAGGCGACGAUGGUCCCAAAGGCAGCCCUGGUCCGGUUGGUUUCCCUGGUGACCCUGGUCCUCCUGGAGAACCUGGUCCGGCCGGUCAAGAUGGUCCCCCUGGUGACAAAGGGGAUGAUGGUGAACCUGGACAGACUGGUUCCCCUGGUCCCACGGGAGAGCCAGGCCCCUCCGGACCCCCGGGGAAAAGGGGCCCUCCUGGUCCAGCUGGUCCUGAAGGAAGGCAAGGGGAGAAAGGAGCCAAGGGUGAAGCUGGUUUGGAAGGACCUCCUGGGAAGACUGGCCCAAUUGGUCCUCAAGGUGCUCCAGGGAAGCCCGGCCCCGAUGGCCUUCGAGGGAUUCCUGGUCCAGUCGGUGAACAAGGUCUUCCGGGAUCCCCUGGCCCAGAUGGUCCUCCAGGCCCAAUGGGCCCACCGGGUUUGCCUGGUCUUAAAGGAGACUCUGGCCCUAAAGGGGAGAAGGGUCACCCAGGUUUAAUUGGUCUUAUUGGACCGCCGGGAGAGCAGGGAGAAAAGGGUGACAGAGGUCUCCCAGGCCCCCAGGGCUCAGCAGGACCCAAAGGAGAGCAGGGUAUCACAGGUCCUUCUGGACCAAUCGGACCUCCAGGGCCACCAGGAUUACCGGGUCCGCCUGGUCCCAAAGGUGCUAAAGGAUCAUCAGGUCCAACAGGUCCAAAGGGUGAAUCAGGUCUUCCUGGGCCCCCAGGGCCUCCUGGUCCUCCUGGGGAAGUUAUCCAGCCAUUGCCUAUCCAGUCUUCCAAGAGGACCAGGAGAAACAUUGAUGCCAGCCAGCUGGUGGACGAUGGAAAUACCGACAACUACAUGGACUAUGCGGAUGGCAUGGAGGAAAUUUUCGGCUCGCUGAAUUCCUUGAAACUGGAAAUAGAACAAAUGAAGCAUCCAUUGGGCACUCAACAUAACCCAGCACGUACCUGCAAGGAUCUGCAGCUCUGUCACCCCGAUUUCCCAGAUGGUGAAUACUGGGUUGAUCCUAACCAAGGAUGUUCCAGGGACUCUUUCAAAGUUUACUGUAAUUUCACAGCUGGUGGAGAGACUUGCAUCUUCCCUGAUAAGAAAUCUGAAGGAAGUAAAAUGGCUCGUUGGCCCAAAGAACAGCCUUCCACAUGGUAUAGUCAGUACAAGCGGGGGUCUUUGCUCUCCUAUGUGGAUUCGGACGGGAACCCCAUUGGCGUGGUGCAGAUGACUUUCCUCCGGCUCCUGAGCGCUUCGGCCCACCAGAACAUCACCUACAACUGCUACCAGUCCGUAGCCUGGCACGACGCCACCACCGACAGCUACGACAAGGCCAUCCGCUUCCUGGGCUCCAACGACGAGGAGAUGUCCUACGACAACAACCCCUACAUCCGAGCCACCCUCGAUGGCUGCGCGGCAAAGAAGGGCUACCAGAAGACUAUCCUGGAAAUCAACACGCCUAAAGUAGAGCAAGUACCUAUAGUCGACAUCAUGUUCAAUGACUUCGGAGAAGCAUCACAGAAAUUUGGAUUCGAGGUGGGACCAGCUUGCUUCAUGGGCUAAGAGCCACCUGAAAACUAGUCUCCAAAUGAGCAACCUCGUAACCUCAUUGCGCCAUUUAAUUAAUUAAAAAAAAAAA